AUGGCGGUUGAAUUGAUGGUUGCACUAAAUCGAGGGGGUAAGGGACACCAUCGAGGAGAAGAAGCUUCAUCUAGAGACAGGGGCCUUGGAUGCCAUGAGCGAGUAGUGCUAUGUACAACAUCGCCGGCGGUGGCGCCGUUUGAGCUGUGCUAUGACUCCACGAAGCUGCUGUCGUCGCAUACGGGGUACUCGGUGCCGGAGGUGGACGUGAUGCUGGAGGGCGGGCAGAACUGGACGGCUUUCGGCGACAACUCCAUGGCGCGGAUGAGCUGCGGCACGGCGUGCUUCGCGUUCGUGGAGAUGAAGGGCCGGGGCAAGGGUGCGCUGCUGGCGGUGGUGAUCGGCGGGCUCCAGAUGGAGAGCAGGCUGGUGGUGGUCGACAAGGACAAGCAGAAGCUCAGCUUCAGCCGGCACCUGUCAGCCGAUCGCUUCUCGUGCAGCAACUUCAAUUUCACCAGGGCGGCCUAG
Triticum urartu is the source of this 468-nucleotide messenger RNA. Lineage: Eukaryota; Viridiplantae; Streptophyta; Magnoliopsida; Poales; Poaceae. The record is from RefSeq and is a predicted model, not a curated record.